Molecule: messenger RNA, 642 nt
Organism: Microsporum canis CBS 113480
Lineage: Eukaryota; Fungi; Ascomycota; Eurotiomycetes; Onygenales; Arthrodermataceae
Product: peptidyl-prolyl cis-trans isomerase 10
Exons: 3
Coding region: 1-642 (213 amino acids)
Biological process (GO): protein peptidyl-prolyl isomerization; protein folding
Cellular component (GO): catalytic step 2 spliceosome
Molecular function (GO): peptidyl-prolyl cis-trans isomerase activity
Source: RefSeq, a predicted model, not a curated record
AUGUCGGUUACGCUUCAUACCACCCAUGGCGACCUCAAGGUCGAGAUAUUCUGUGAAGCGGUCCCAAAGACGGCGGAGAAUUUCCUUGCUCUCUGCGCAUCCGGAGCCUAUAACGACACUCCCUUCCACCGCCUCAUGCCCUCGUUCAUGAUCCAAGGAGGUGACAUCUCCCUAUCUGCAGCCAACAAGGCUUCCUCCUCAUCUCCUCUACCGUUUGAUAUCCCCAAAGGAGGGGCGUCGAUACACUACCCAGCCCCUCUAGAGCAGGAGAUUCACCUCCCCACCCUCCGCCACAAUGCAAGAGGAAUACUCAGCAUGGCUGGAAAACCUGUCAAGAACCAAGGAGGAGCCCCCCAGGACGUAAAUGGGAGCCAAUUCUUCAUUACCUUUGCAGCUGCACCUCACCUGGACGGGAAGAGUACCGUGUUCGGCAAAGUCCUUGAUCCCGGAAGCACAGGGGGGGCGGACGAGCAGGCUGAUACGCUGACCCGUUUAGAGAAAGCACAUGUGAAAAUAGAUAAGAAAGGAAGAGUUGUGCAGCCAAACUUGGUGAAGGAGAAACCUAGCAACGAAGACGGUGAAGCUUGGGAAAAUAUCGGUGUGAAGAGAGUCACCAUUCACGCAAACCCUUUCGCCGGCUGA